AGUAUUGCGGAGGUGUUCCGCUGUUUCAUCUGUAUGGAGAAGCUGCGGGACGCUCGGCUCUGCCCCCACUGCUCCAAACUCUGCUGCUUCAGCUGCAUACGGGUGGGUGAUGACAUGUCGCCACGGGCAACGAGGCCAGCUUGUUAGCGUAACACUUCACAGCUGGGAUAUGAGGGGAAAAUCUACAACAAGCCUUAAAAAUCGUCUGUUCAGACUAUCAUACUUAUAACUGACAGCAUUAGUGAAUUAAGAAAACGCUUUAGUAACCUAUUUUUCUUUUUUACCAGGGAAAACCAAUAUUCCACUGUCAUUUUAAUAAUGAUUUUAAUGAAUAGAACAAUUCUCAUUACAGUGUUUACUUUGAAGUGUCAGGCUACAAAUAUUGGAAAUAGAUGCAGUCAUGGGUGUUAGGCAUCCUGUAAAAACAUAUACAUCUAUACAGUGUUACAACCUCCUCUGCAAUGCUGACAUGUAACCUCUUCUAUUGACAGCGCUGGUUGACUGAGCAGAGAGCCCAAUGCCCACACUGUCGGUAAGCCCUCCUACUGUGUUUGAACACAGUACUUAGUAUUCCUGGCAGGGACUAGGGAAAGCGGGGGGAUACCUAGUCAGUUGCACAACUGAAUGCAUUUAACCCAACCCCUCUGAAUCAGAGAGGUGCGGGGGGCUGUCUUAAUCGACAUCCAUGUCAUCGGCGCCCGGGGAGCAAUUGUGAUUAACAACCUUUUUAGAAUUCAGGCAGCAGAGUUAUGAGUAAAUCGAGGGAAUUAAGUAUAGAUUUUCCCCCCAAAUUCACAGCGAGGACCGAUCUAGUGCCAGGAUCAAUUAAUGAUGCUAAAAGAAACACGUUUUUAAAGAAAUCUUAAAGGCAUACUAAACUUGGAGAUCUGUAUGUAACUGUUCCUUUGUCCAAAUUGUUUGAUUAGAUGGUUUUGGAUAGACUUAGGCUGUGGGCACCAUUUAGGGGGCAUUAUUUGUCAAGACUGAUCAUGUGUGUAUCUGUGUAUGACCUUAUGCGCGUGUGUCUGUAUCCAGGGCACCACUGCAGCUGCGGGAGCUGGUGAACUGCCGCUGGGCUGAAGAGGUUACCCAGCAGCUGGACACCCUGCAGCUCUGCAACCUCUCCAAACACGAGGAGAACGACAAGGACAAGUGAGCCCCAGCAUCCCUCCUCUAUCCCUCGCUCCCCUGUGACCCAUUGCCUCAUUCAUCAUCACUACCACAGCUUUCUUUCUCUCUGUUGUUCUCUCUGCCCUCGCUCCCCCUCUCUAUUCAUACCCUAUAUUUCUGUUAGGAUUGAAGACCUCUAAAACACAACCUGGACCCCAUUUAAACUAAAUGCAGUAUGAGGCAAAAGCAACCUAGAACAAUGUGUCCUUUCAGCUAGGAAAUGUGAAAGGCCCAGCACAUUGUAAAGUGGGCUGAGUUUAUAAAUGGCUUGUUGUUUUGCACUAGGUUUCCAUCCAAUAUGUGACAGAUUUUCAAGUGAAUAUUCUGAAAACUAUAUGCGUAUUUUCCCACGAGUUGUGUUCCCAUCAAACAGACUUGUUGUGGAUAGAAAACAGUGUGUCAUGACGUAGUGCACAUAAAAAAGCACUUAGUCGUAUAAGCUACUCUUUGAAGAGGUAGAGUUUUCUGGUGUUUUCGGAAGAUGGGCAGGGACUCUGCUGUCCUAGCUUCAGGGGGAAGCUGGUUCCACCAUUGGUGUGCCAGGACAGAGACGAGCUUGGACUGGGCUGAGCGGGAGCUGCCCUCCUGUAGUGGUGGGAGGGCCAAGAGACCAGAGGUGGCAGAACGGAGUGCUCGGGUUAGGGUGUAGGGUUUGAGCAUAGCCUGAAGGUAGGGAGCGGCAGUUCCUCUUGCUGCUCCGUAGGCAAGCACUUUGAUCUUGUGGUGGAUGCGACCUUCGACUGGAAGUCAGUGGAGGAGGUGGGUAACAUUGGAGAACUUGGGAAGGUUGAAAUCCAGGCGGGCUGCUGCGUUCUGGAUAAGUUGCAGGGGUUUGAUGGCACAAGCAAGGAGCCCAGCCAACAGGGAGUUGCAGUAGUCCAGACUGGAGAUGACAAGUGCCUGGAUUAGGACCUGCGCCAGUUCCUGUGUGAGGUAGGGUCGUACUCUACGGAUGUUGUAGAGCAUGAACUUGCAAGAGCGAGGUACUGCUUUGAUGUUUGCAGAGAACGACAGUGUUGUCCAGGGUCACGCCAAGGUUCUGUGGAGUUGUCAACUGUGAUGUCAGUCCCCUGUAGCUCAGUUGGUAGAGCAUGGCACUUGCAACGCCAGGGUUGUGGGUUCGUUUCCCACGGGGGACCAGUAUGAAAAUGUAUGCACUCACUAACUGUAAGUCGCUCUGGAUAAGAGCGUCUGCUAAAUGACUUAAAUGUAAAUGUAAAAAUGUGAUGGAGAGGUCUUUGAGCGGGCAGGCCUUCCCCGGGAGGAAGAGCAGCUCAGUCCUGUCGAGCUUGAGGUGGUGGGCCGACAUCCGAGCUGAGAUAUCUGCCAGGCGUGCAGAGAUGUCUCGCCACCUGGGUGUCAGAAGAGGGGAAGGAGAAAAGUUGAGUGUCAUCUGCAUAGUAAUGAUAGGAGACACCAUGUGAGGAUAUGACGGAGCUGAGUGACUUGGUGUAUAGAGAGAAGAGGAGAGCCCUGGGGGACACCAGUAGUGAGAGUACGUGGUGCAGACAAAGAUCAUCUCCACGUCACCUAGUAGGAGCGGCCUGCCAGGUAGGAUGCAAUCCAAGGGUGUGCAUAGCCUGAAAUGCUCAGCCCUAAGAGGGUGGAGAGGAGGAUCUGAUGGUUCACUGUGUCAAAGGCAGCGGAUAGAUCUAAGAGGAUGAGAACAGAGGAGCGAGUCAGCUUUGGCAGUGUGGAGAGCCUCUGUCACACAGAGGCUCAGUCUCGGUUGAGUGACCCGUCAUGAAGCCUGACUUGUUAUGGUCAAGAAGAUUGUUCUGAGAGAGAAGAGUUGAUGAGAGACAGCACACUCUCAAGUGUUUUGAAAAGAAAGGGAUAUAGGUCCUUAGUUUUUUACUUCACGAAUCGAGUGUUGGUUUUUUGAGGGGAGCAUUCUGGCCAUUUUGAAGUCAGUGGGGACGCAGCCAGUGGUCAGGGAUUAGUUAAUGAGGGAAAUUAGGAAUGGAAUAAGGUCUCCAGAGAUGGUCUGGAGAAGAGAGGAGGGGAUGGGGUCGAGCGGGCAGGUUGUCGGGCGGCCAGACCUCACUAGUCGCAGGAUUUCAUCUGGAGAGAAUGGGGAGAAAGAGGUCAAGGCAUAGGGUAGUUUUGUGUGAGUGGGACCAGUGGACUCAAUAGGCUGAGUGAAUGAGGAGCGAAUGUCUUCAACCUUCUUUUCAAAGUGGUUGACAAAGUCAUCCACAGAGAAGGAGGGGGUGGAGGAUUAAGGAGGGAGGAGAAGGUGGAAAAUAGUUUCCUAGGGUUAGAUGCAGAGGAAGAUAAGGUAGAGAGGAGGGAGUGAAAGGAUGAUAGGUCCUCCGGAAGUUUAGUUUUCCUCCAUUUUUUCUCAGCUGCCCACAGCCCUGUUCUAUGAGCUUGCAAUGAGUCACUCAGCCACUGAGCAGGAGGGGAGGGCUGAGCUGGCCGGGAGGAAAGGGGACUGUGCGAGUCAUAGGAUGUGGAAAGGGAGGAGAGUAGGGUUGAAGAGGCAGAAUCAGGAGACAGGAGGGAGCAGGAUUUAGCAGAAGGAAGAGAUGAUAGGAUAGAAGAGGAGAAAGUAGUGGGAGGGAAAGAGCGAUGAUUGCGACGGCGCAUGACCAUCUGGGUAGGGGCUGAGUGGCUAGGGUUGGAGAAAAGGGAGACAGAAAAGGAAACAAAGUAGUGAUCAGAGAUCUGGAGGGGGGUUGCAGUGAGAUUAGUAGGCGAACAGCCUCUAGUAAAGAUGAGGUCAAGCGAAUUGCCUGCCGUGUGAGUUGGAAGGGAUUGGAAAAGGGUGAGGUCAAAAAGGCAAGGAGGGGAAAGAGAGAGUUGGAAAGAAAGGCAGACAUCGGGAGGUUGAAGUCGCCAAGUACGAAGAGCGGUGAGCCAUCGUCAGGAAAUGAGCUUAUCAAGGUGUCAAGCUUAUUGAGGAACUCGCCAAGUGCACCUAAUGGACGAUAGAUGACAACAAUGUUAAACUCGAGUGGACAAGUGACAGCAUGGCAUUCAAAUGAGAUGGACAGGUGAGAGAGGGAGAAAAUAUAAAAUCUCCAGUUAGGAGAAAUGAAUAGCCAUGUGCCACCACCGUGAUGACCAGAUGCUCUUGGACUAAGAGAAAAAAGGUAGUCAGUUGAAGAGUGCAGCUGGAGUAGCAGUGUUCUCUGGGGUGAUCCAUGUCGCCGUCAGGACCAAAAAGUAAAGGGACUGAAGGGCAGCAUAGGCUGAGAUGAACUCUGUAUUUUUGACAGCAGAUCGGCAGUUCCAAACGCUGCCAGAGACCCGGAAUUCCACAUGGGUUGUGCGUGCAGGGUACAGUAAAUUAGAAGGGUUGAAGCCAAGGGGUGGGGAGCGUCUGUAAAGCCUACAGGGAGAGGAGCGAACAGGUAUAGAAAACACACACAUAGUUGCCAAAGCUACAAAAGCGCUAAAUGAGAUCAUCAGAAAAUAACUAUGUAAGAUACUGAAGUGAUAGAGUGGUGUGGAGCCUUCCUCGAACAACUCCGCAGAACAACCCGGCAGAACCGUCUUUGUUUCGGUGACGGUCUUAGUUUUGCCGACGAGACCGCCACUGACACAACCACCACUUACAGCUGCCGCUGAGAAACCAGGGGAGACUGAAGUACUAACACUAAUUGCUGAUUGCCUAGGAGAGGAGAAACCCCUCCCCCGCCAAUACUGCCUCUGAUUACCAAAACAAGUCACAAAUUACCCUGCCCCUUAAUCCUGGUUGAUGUGUCAACAAUCAUCUGCAAGUUUUGAGCAGUCGCAGUUCACACACCAAGUAGGCUUCAGCAGUUCACACACCAAGAAGGCUACUGCGAAGACAGGCAGCACUUAAAGUAGAUGGCCCUAGCUAGAAAAAAUACAGUACUAGACAACAACAGAUAAAGACAAAAAUUAUACUUAUCACUCCUGGAGAUAUCAGGAGUCCUCUAGCUAUAGAAUGAAGCACUUGUUGCAUAAUCUACAGUACCAGUCAAAAGUUUGGACUCACCUACUCAUUCCGGGGUUUUUCUUUAUUUUUACUAUUUUCUACAUUGUAGAAUAAUAGUGAAGACAUCAACACUAUGAAAUAACACUUAUGGAAUCAUGUAGUAACAAAAAAAGUGUUAAACAAAUCAAAAUAUAUUUUAUAUUUGAGAUUCUUCAAAUAGCCACCCUUUGCCUUGAUGGCAGCUUUGCACACUCUUGGCAUUCUCUCAACCAGCUUCAUGAGGUAGUCACCUGGAAUGCAUUUCAAUUAACAGGUGUGCCUUCAAUUUGUGGAAUUUAUUUAAUUCUUAAUGCGUUUGAGCCAAUCAGUUGUGUUAUGACAAGGUAGGGGGUUAUACAGAAGAUAGCCCUAUUUGGUAAAAGACCAAGUACAUAUUAUGGCAAGAACAGCUCAAAUAAGCAAAGAGAAAUGACAGUCCAUCAUUACUUUAAGACAUGAAGGUCAGUCAAUCUGGAAAAUUUCAAGAACUUUGAAAGUUUCUUCAAGUGCAGUCGCAAAAACCAUCAAGCGCUAUGAUGAAACUGGCUCUCAUGAGGACCGCCACAGGAAUGGAAGACCCAGAGUUACCUCUGCUGCAGAGGAUAAGUUCAUUAGAGUUACCAGCCUCAGAAAUUGCAGCCCAAAUAAAUGCUUCACAAAGUUCAAGUAACAGACUGUGUGAAUCAGGCCUUCAUGGUCGAAUUGCUGCAAAGAAACCACUACUAAAGGACACCAAUAAGAAGAAGAGACCUGCUUGGGCCAAGAAACACGAGCAAUGGACAUUAGACCGGUGGAAAUGUGUCCUUUGGUCUGGAGUCCAAAUUUGAGAUUUUUGGUUCCAACUGCUGUGUCUUUGAGACGCGGUGUGGAUGAACGGAUGAUCUCUGCAUGUGUAUUUCCCACCAUAAAGCAUGGAGGAGGAGGUGUUAUGGUGUGGGGGUGCUUUGCUGGUGACACUGUCUGUGAUUUAUUUAGAAUUCAAGGCACACUUAACCAGCAUGGCUACCACAGCAUUCUGCAGUGAUACACCAUCCCAUCUGGUUUGGGCUUCGUGGGAUUGUCAUUUGUUUUUCAACAGGACAAUGACCCAACACACCUCCAGGCUGUGUAAGGGCUAUUUGACCAAGAAGGAGAGUGAUGGAGUGCUGCAUCAGAUGACCUGGCCUCCACAAUCCUCUCACCUCAACCCAAUUGAGAUGGUUUGGGAUGAGUCGGACUGCAGAGUGAAGGAAAAGCAGCCAACAAGUGCUCAGCAUAUGUGGGAACUCCUUCAAGACCGUUGGAAAAGCAUUCCAGGUGAAGCUGGUUGAGAGAAUGCCAAGAGUGUGCAAAGCUGUCAUCAAGGCAAAGGGUGGCUAUUUGAAGAAUCUCAAAUAUAAAUACAUUUUGAUUUGUUUAACACUUUUUUGGUUACUACAUGAUUCCAUAUGUGUUAUUUCAUAGUUUUGAUGUCUUCACUAUUAUUCUACAAUGUAAAAAAUAGUAAAAAUAAAGAAAAACCCUUGAAUGAGUAGGUGUGUCCAAACUUUUGACUGGUAGUGUAUUUCAAAUUGGCCAUGUUGUCAAGCGUAUUUUGUUUUGUUCGACUUUUGAAAAGUUUAUCGACAAAUUCUGCGUUUCCAUCAGGCCUAUCGUGACAUUUUUUAUCCGACAUGUACUUUACUCGCAUAAGAAGGUUGGAUGGUAACCUGCUUCAUGUGACAGAAAAUGUGCUGAGAAGAGAUUCCAUAGGGUCUGGAUGUGUCAGUUGUCUAUGGUUUGUCUACAGGUGUGAGAACCACCAUGAGAAGCUCAGUGUGUUCUGCUGGACCUGUAAGAAGUGCAUCUGCCACCAGUGUGCUCUGUGGGGAGGCAUGGUAAGUGGCCCACAGAGGAGUAUUCUCAGUCAAGCCCACAUACCUUUGGUAUAACAAAACAAGUGCUCUGUCAUUUUUAUGUUUACCCCUUUUCCUUCCCCAAGCAUGGCGGCCACACCUUCAAGCCUCUGGCUGAGAUCUACGAGCAGCACGUGACCAAGGUGAACGAGGAGGUGGCCAAGCUCCGCCGCCGCCUCAUGGAGCUCAUCAGCCUGGUGCAGGAAGUGGUGAGGGGCACUUGUUUCGGUUUCUUUUUUUAGCUUGGUUAGAAGCACACAUGAAAGAAUAGUAUCAAUAUCACUACUGCACACUGCUGAAUUUAGCCACUAGAUGGCACAAGGGCACUACAGCUAAUUCUCCUCUGUAGUGAUGGGAUGCCUCCUCUACUCUAUCCCUCUGUGAUGACAGAUGAAGUUACCGUUGUACCAAAAUACAUUACUGCUCCGCAACAGUCUGCCUUAAUUCAACAUAUGUUUUCUGGCUCUCUCAGGAAAGGAAUGUGGAAGCAGUGCGAGGGGCCAAAGACGAGCGAGUGCGAGAGAUCCGUAAUGCAGUAGAGAUGAUGAUUGCCCGUCUGGACAACCAGCUCAAAAACAAACUCAUCACCCUCAUGGGUACGCUCAUUUCAUGACACCAUUCAGGUUUCUCUCUAGUCACUGGAAUGCCCUUCUAUGUCACUGAAAUAUUAUCUUUAAAUGAAAAUGUCCUCUCACAACAGGUCAGAAGACCUCCCUCACCCAAGAGACUGAGCUACUGGAGUCUCUCCUGCAAGAGGUGGAACAUCAGGUGUGUGUACCAUACCAGUAUACAGUGUACCAUUUAAAAAAAAGAUUUAACACCAAUAAACCGAAAGGCAAUGGGAACACCAUAGGUAGCACUAAAAGUGGAUUGGAAAUGUGUUGUACCUGCUUGAGAGGGUGUGUUUCUUGCAGGACAUACUGUGUUGUCUUGUGGUUUGUGUAGGCAGGUGUUUAGGAGGAGAGUGGGGAGUGAGCGUUUUCGGUGGCAGUCUGGCACGCCACACCGUACAGCACUCUGGGUAGCAGGAAGCUGAGCGAGAGGAGGCACUGAGCCACCAAUCGUCUAGAGGCUUUCUGUCUUUUCAUAUCCUCUUCAUCUGCACUGGCCCUGAACAGACAGGAUGGUCAAAGCAGUGAUGUUCAUGACCAUGAUGUGCUUUCACCUGUCCAGUUCUUUCACAUCAGUGCAGAUAAAGAAAAGGAGAAAAGGAUAGGAAGCCACUUCAGACUACUGAGAUGCACUUUUUGUUUUCUGAGCAAACUGAUUUGAAACUUUAAGAAACCAGGUGCGUUCGCCCUGAUUUGAAACUUGUGAAAAACAUCAAGAUUUUAUGGUGUUAGAUGAGUAAAUGAUUGACGAGAGCUUGAUUAUCCUACCCAUUUCACAGUCCAGAGAUUUCUUUAUUUCAAAACUGAGCCUAAAUUCAAUGGUUGCCAGUGCCCUGAGAGAAUGGCUGUCCAUUCCGACAUGUAAAUCUUUCAGGACUUUUCUCAGGGUCUUUAAUGCUUUUUGCAUAGUAAUUUGAGGAAAAACAACAAGCUGUUCUCAAACCUUCACACAGGUGUUUUCUUAUAAAUUGACUUCUCUGAAGUCACAACCUUGGCUUUUUCAUCGCCUGUGGAACUUUACCUUGAGUGUGUCAUGCCACCAGUGAAAUGAGAUGCAUUAAGAGUGGGGGUGGCGGGGGAGUGGUGGUCAGGUGUUGCCCUGCAGAGCUCUUCAAUUGUGUGUGGUGUUCUCUGUCCUACAGCUGCGCUCCUGCAGUAAGAGCGAGUUGAUCUCCAAGAGUCCAGAGAUCCUGCUCAUGUUCCAGCAGGUUCACCGCAAGCCCAUGCAGUCCUUUGUCACCACUCCAGUCCCCCCAGACUUCACCAGGUAACAUACUAACUAAACCUACUGCACAAAACCCAUUUGGCAUUUUACUGUACCUACACACCUCCCUAGGUACUGUACUAAACCACAGAUCAUGCGACUAGAGAACUUGAUAAUAUUUUUUUGGCAUAUUUUAUUGUCGGCAGAGAAAGGAGGCUCCACUUAGAUGUUCAGUUCAAUUUUGUAUUGUCAGAUAUACAUUUCCAUUUGGAUGAUUCAUAAUGCAGCAAGAUAUUGUUAUGCUUUUAAUGGAUAUUUCAUGACAUUGAGAAGUGUAAUUACGGAACAACACUCUCUCUCCACAGUGAGCUGGUUCCUGCCUAUGACUCAAGCACUUUUGUUCUGGCAAACUUCAGGUAAAAAAAUCAUCUCUGUAUCUAGUCUUGAAAAUGUUUGGAUAUGAGCUUGUGUAUGCACAAGGAAUAGAAAUCGACAGUCUUUGAACAACAAACUAAACAUCUUUUAGCUUCCGUUUCUUGGAAAAUAGUAAAGUACCCCAUUGGGUUGCUCAUACUUUAUUUUGGGUUGCCAGGUCCAAGGCUCUGAUUAAGGCAACCAGGGACACGUCGGCCCAUGAUGAGCAAUCUCUCUCUCGUUGUGACACUUCACCAAGAAGCAGUUGGAAAUGUCUUGUUUAAUGAAUGGGUUCCUCCUAUCUGACUUGUUUUUCUGCCUGUGUGUUGCGUUGUCCUUACAGCACCCUGAGACAGAGGGCAGAUCCCGUCUACAGCCCACCACUCCAGAUAUCUGGCAUCUGCUGGAGACUCAAGGUUUACCCAGUGAGUAGACACACCAACAAUUGGUUGUUCUCUAGUACUUAGUAGUAAUUGCUACCAAACUACUAAUGAUCUCUUAUGUUCAUCAUAUCUUACUCUAACUACUAGAUUUGAUAUGUCACCUUUUCCACAACUAAGUGGUCAAUAUUGGAGAUUGUGAAAAACUCUCUGGUUUAAUGUUCAUCAUUAUUAGGGGUUCAAGCAGCGAACCUGGUGAAACCCUGUUGGAUUUCUUGGCAUUCAGUACGGGUUCAAGCAGCAAAGCUGGUUUCUUCUGGUUUAUUAUUAUUAUUAUUAUUAUUAUUAUUAUUAUUAUUAUACCGGUUCUUCUUGCAAGGAAAAUGUAACAUGCAAAUUCCUGUGAGAUGUUAAGGCAGAGGGUGCAACUUGACAUGAUGGUAAAGGCCAAUUGGCCACAAGGUAGCACUAUAACAGGCAAUUUAAAUUGCAUACUUUGAAAAGUCACGCCUCUCACCCCAUAUGACCUAAUGUCCUGAAAUUCAGUGCAUAUGUCCCUCUUCUCACAAGGAUCACAUUUGCCUCAAGGACCCAUAAUGUCUGUCAUAAUGGAUUUUCCGGCAUUUAGAAUUUUGUGAAAAACACUUAAAUGACAUAUCCUCCACUGGGUUGAUCUGGAUGAACCUUGACAUAUGGCAUCUAUGGACCAAGGUCUCUCAACGCAAUAUUUUCCAGACUGGCAUGUCAAACAACAUGGCGCUACUGACCAAUAAAUGUGAUCGUGGUCUGGCACAUUAAUGCAUAUAAAUCAGACAUUAAUAUUUGUGUUGUAACCAAACUUGGUACACAUGUUCAAAACACUGUCAAGACUCAACAUAUGCAAGUAUAUUCAGAUCGACGUUGUUGGCACUAUUAUGGCACAUGUUUAUAUCUCUCGAUCGUUUUGACUCGGUGAUGCAAUUUGGCACACAUUUUAUGAGUCUAGCUAAUCUGUUAAGUAUGGUUAUGGUUCAGUUUGGCCGCAUGUGGGCGCUGUUGGAAAAAGAAUAAUUCAUGCAAGCUUAUUGCGGCCAUAUUGUUUGAGCAAGCGUCUUGGAAAAUAUUGCGUUUGAAGAUGUUAAUCCAUAUGUGAUGUAUACCAAAUUUGGUGCAGAUCAGUCUAGCUGUUUUGGAGAAAAUGUUUAAACUAGUCAACAUCAUAAAAAAUAGUCCAAAAUAUGCAUAUUGCAUGAUUUUUAAAAUUUUGUGUUGUGGUAUUUGGCAAGCGUGAUAAGGAGUACAGAAGUAGCUCCUCUAGAGCGAUAUGCCCACAUCUUGAACCCCGACAUUGCUUCUUGCAGCUAUAUUUAUUAUGUUCCUUCUGCCAAUUUGGUGAAAAAAUGUGAAUUCCAGUGAGAUGGUAAGGCCUAGGAGGGUGCACCCUUGCAUUAUGGUAAAGGGCCAAAGGCCACACCCUCCUAUGCAAUUCCAUGCCAAUUGGCCAGAUGGUGGCGCUAUAACAAGAGAUUGAAAAUGCAAACUUUGAAAGCUCACUCCGUGUGACGUAGAGUCGUGAAAUUUGGAACAUAGGUCUGUCUCUUCACAAGGAACAAAUUUGCCUCAACAACCCAUAAGGUCCGCCAUGAUGGAUUUUUCGCCAUUUACAAUUUGGUGAAAAACACUUAAUAUGCUACUCCUCUGGCACUGAAUGACCGAUCUGCACGAAACUUGAUAUAUGACCUCUUUGGACCAAGGUCUCUUAACGCUAUAUAACACACUAGUAUAUCAAACAAAAUGGCCGCUACUGACCAAUAAACAUUAAUGUGGGCAUGGUCUGGCACGGAAAUGCAUAUAAAUCAGACACUGAUAAUCGUAGUGUAACAACUUGGUACAUAUGUCCCAAACAUAUGCAAGCACAUUCAGAUCGACCACACAGUGAUGCUAUAAUGGACAUGUUUAUAUCUCUUGAUCUGUUUGACUCCGAGUGAUGAAUUUUGACACGUGCUCAGGGACAUGAGUAGCUAAGCUGUAAAGUAUGGUUAAGUUUGGCCACAUGGUGGCGCUGUUGGACAGGAUAAAACAUUAAUGCAAGCUCAUUGGCUCAUAGCAGGCGUAUCGUUUGAGCUGGUGUCCUGGAAAAUAUAGGGUUUGAAGACAUGGGUACAUAGAUGCUAUGUACCAAUUGCUCCAUUGGUUCUGGAGAAGAAGACGUGUAAAGUAUUUAACAUCAUUGAAAAUUUGUGCUGCGCGAUUAACCAAAAUGAGUUUUUAACAAUUAAUUGACCAACGUCUGUUCAAUUAUUUGAAUUCCAUUUAGUUCAGUUUUUUACUGUGCACAGUUUCUCUAGAGAUACAUCCGAUCCAGCUUGAACCUCUGCUUGCACCCCUGCUUGCAGCUAUAUUGUGUGUUUGUUUUUCCCUUCAGGAUGGCAAUGGUGUGGUGCGUGGCAACUAUCUGUCAGUUUUCUUGGAACUAUCUGCAGGACUCCCUGAAACGUCAAAGUAUGUUUUUCUCAAAUUAUUGGAAUUUCUCUUUCUUUGAAUCAAGUUUUCACUUGUAUUUAUGUCACCUUCAACGUGUGUAUUUUGUGUGUCUAUAGAUAUGAGUACCGUGUGGAGAUGGUCCAUCAGGCCUCCAGCGACCCCACUAAGAACAUCAUCAGGGAGUUUGCAUCAGACUUUGAGGUGGGGGAGUGCUGGGGCUACAACCGCUUCUUCAGACUGGACCUGCUGGCUAGCGAGGGCUACCUCAACAUGCAGACUGACACAGUGGUCCUCAGGUUACCACUAAUACACAUUAGAGAGAAAGAUGCCAUUUCUUUAUCAAUUCUUAUAACUCUGGGUUUAGUGUCUUCAUUGAAGUCUUGUUUGGCUGUUGAGUUGACUGUCUCUCUCCUGAACAGGUAUCAGGUGCGUUCGCCCACCUUCUUCCAGAAGUGCAGAGACCAGUACUGGUACAUUAGCCAGCUGGAGUCAGCCCAGUCCAGCUACAUCCAGCAGAUCAACAACCUCAAAGAGGUGGGUUUUAGAUCACCACAAAUUAAUCUCUAAUUAAUGUAAACUAAAAUGAUUUGCGGUAAGUCAGUGCAUAUUAUGUCUACACGUUCUCAGAGGCUGGCCAUUGAGCUGUUCCGUAGGCAAAAGUCUCGCAGCUCGUCCCCUCCUGACCAGCGCCUGUGCCCCUCGACCUCAGAGAGAGACUCCCGCUCAGGGAAAGGCCCCGUGGCUGAGGAUGGCUGCCAGACCACUGCCACCGAGACCAAAGAGGAAGAGGAGGAGGAGAAGACCCAGCACGAUGACUCCAAUGUGAGUCACUCCGACAUGAUCACUUUGUCAUCAUAUUCAUGAUGACCACAGAGGUUCACUCUGUAUUGGUUCAUAUUUAUGGUUCAAGAUGGUGCACACAACACAUGAUUAUAGUACCCACACACACCGAUUAGAAGCUCUUCAGUUUUAUAGCUACAGUGAGGGAAAGUAUUUGAUCCCCUGUUGAUUUUGUACGUUUGCCCACUGACAAAGACAUGAUCAGUUUAUAAUUUUAAUGGUAGGUUUAUUUGAACAGUGAGAGACAGAAUAACAACAAAAAAAUCCAGAAAAAACGCCUGUCAAAAAUGUUAUAAAUUGAUUUGCAUUUGAAUGAGGGAAAUAAGUAUUUGACCCCUCUGCAAAACAUGACUUAGUACUUGGUGGCAAAACCCUUGUUGGCAAUCACAGAGGUCAGAUGUUUCUUGUAGUUGGCCACCAGGUUUGCACACAUCUCAGGAGGGAUUUUGUCCCACUCCUCUUUGCAGAUCUUCUCCAAGUCAUUAAGGUUUCGAGGCUGACGUUUGGCAACUCGAACCUUCAGCUCCCUCCACAGAUUUUCUAUGGGAUUAAGGUCUGGAGACUGGCUAAGCCACUCCAGGACCUUAAUUUGCUUCUUCUUGAGCCACUCCUUUGUUGCCUUGGCCGUGUGUUUUGGGUCAUUGUCAUGCUGGAAUACCCAUCCACGACCCAUUUUCAAUGCCCUGGCUGAGGGAAGGAGGUUCUCACCCAAGAUUUGACGGUACAUGGCCCCGUCCAUCGUCCCUUUGAUGCGGUGAAGUUGUCCUGUCCCCUUAGCAGAAAAACACCCCCAAAGCAUAAUGUUUCCACUUCCAUGUUUGACGGUGGGGAUGGUGUUCUUGGGGUCAUAGGCAGCAUUCCUCCUCCUCCAAACACGGUGAGUUGAGUUAAUGCCAAAGAGCUCGAUUUUGGUCUCAUCUGACCACAACACUUUCACCCAGUUCUCAUCUGAAUCAUUCAGAUGUUCAUUGGCAAACUUCUGACGGGCCUGUAUAUGUGCUUUCUUGAGCAGGGGGACCUUGCAGGCGCUGCAGGAUUUCAGUCCUUCACGGCGUAGUGUGUUACCAAUUGUUUUCUUGGUGACUAUGGUCCCAGCUGACUUGAGAUCAUUGACAAGAUCCUCCCGUGUAGUUCUGGGCUGAUUCCUCACCGUUCUCAUGAUCAUUGCAACUCCACGAGGUGAGAUCUUGCAUGGAGCCCCAGGCCGAGGGAGAUUGACAGUUCUUUUGUGUUUCUUCCAUUUGCGAAUAAUCGCACCAACUGUUGUCACCUUCUCACCAAGCUGCUUGCCGAUGGUCUUGUAGCCCAUUCCAGCCUUGUGUAGGUCUACAAUCUUGUCCCUGACAUCCUUGGAGAGCUCUUUGGUCUUGGCCAUGGUGGAGAGUUUGGAAUCUGAUUGAUUGAUUGCUUCUGUGGACAGGUGUCUUUUAUACAGGUAACAAGCUGAGAUUAGGAGCACUCCCUUUAAGAGUGUGCUCCUAAUCUCAGCUGGUUACCUUUAUAAAAGACACCUGGGAGCCAGAAAUCUUUCUGAUUGAGAGGGGGUCAAAUACUUAUUUCCCUGAUUUAAAAUGAAAAUCAAUUUAUAACAUUUUUUACAUGCGUUUUUCUGGAUUUUUUUGUUGUUAUUCUGUCUCACUGUUCAAAUAAACCUACCAUUAAAAUUAUAGACUGAUAAUUUCUUCGUCAGUGGGCAAACGUACAAAAUCAGCAGGGGAUCAAAUACUUUUUUCCCUCACUGUAUGUAUGUCUCGAGGCCAGUGGUCGAAACGGUUAAAUGGUCUGUGGAUAGGAUAGUCUCCUUCAUAUUCACACAGGGGCGCAACUUUGGUUUUAGAAGUGGGGGGGACAUAAUAAAUAAAUAUAUAUACAGUGGGGAAAAAAAGUAUUUAGUCAGCCACCAAUUGUGCAAGUUCUCCCACUUACAAAGAUGAGAGAGGCCUGUAAUUUUCAUCAUAGGUACACGUCAACUAUGACAGACAAAUUGAGAAUUUUCUUCCCAGAAAAUCACAUUGUAGGAUUUUUAAUGAAUUUAUUUGCAAAUUAUGGUGGAAAAUAAGUAUUUGGUCACCUACAAACAAGCAAGAUUUCUGGCUCUCACAGACCUGUAACUUCUUCUUUAAGAGGCUCCUCUGUCCUCCACUCGUUACCUGUAUUAAUGGCACCUGUUUGAACUUGUUAUCAGUAUAAAAGACACCUGUCCACAACCUCAAACAGUCACACUCCAAACUCCACUAUGGCCAAGACCAAAGAGCUGUCAAAGGACACCAGAAACAAAAUUGUAGACCUGCACCAGGCUGGGAAGACUGAAUCUGCAAUAGGUAAGCAGCUUGGUUUGAAGAAAUCAACUGUGGGAGCAAUUAUUAGGAAAUGGAAGACAUACAAGACCACUGAUAAUCUCCCUCGAUCUGGGGCUCCACGCCAAAAUCUCACCCAUGAAAACUUAGAUACAAGACGGUGCAGCGACAGUCCCAAACCAUCACUGACCUAGUGGAUGACCUCAGAGAGUGGGCCAAAAAACUACCACGCAACACGGCGUGACAAAUCCUAGUGGCUCAGAACGUUGCCUGCUUAUGCCAAAAGUGUAGUACAAAGUUUGAGAAACUUUUGGAUGACCAAAGUACGAUUUGGACAUAAUGUCAAUAUGUCGAUUGAAACCAAAUUGACUUUUUGGUAAAAAAAAUUCCUUUUUGUGACAAGAUGCUGGUUGUACCAUGAAAACAUACCGCUGUGAAUCUUUAGUGGGAAACUGCAAUUGGUGGGCUGUUUUUUCCGCAAGGUACCAGAUACUUGAUCCUUAAUAUCCAUGUUCGUGAAUUUAGUAAAACCUCCUUCCAUCAGCAAGGGCAUUGAAGAUGAAACGUGGCUGGGUCUUUCAGCAUGACAAUGAUCCCAAACACACCGCCCGGGCAACGAAGGAGUGGCUUCGUAAGAAGCAUUUCAAGGUCCUGGAGUGGCCUAGCCAGUCUCCAGAUCUCAACCCCAUAGAAAAUCUUUGGAGGGAGUUGAAAGUCCGUGUUGCCCAGCGACAGCCCCAAAACAUCACUGCUCUAGAGGAGAUCUACAUGGAGGAAUGGGCCAAAAUACCAGCAACAGUGUGUGAAAACCUUGUGAAGACUUACAGAAAACGUUUGACCUGUGUCAUUGCCAACAAAGGGUAUAUAACAAAGUAUUGAGAAACUUUUGUUAUUGACCAAAUACUUAUUUUCCACCAUAAUUUCCAAAUAAAUUCAUUAAAAAUCCUACAAUGUGAUUUUCUGGAAAAAAAAUUCUCAUUUUGUCUGUCAUAGUUGACGUGUACCUAUGAUAAAAAUUACAGGCCUCUCUCAUCUUUUUAAGUGGGAGAACUUGCACAAUUGGUGGCUGACUAAAUACUUUUUUUCCCCACUGUAUAUAUUAUUUAUUUAUUUUAUCCAGUCGGAUAAACACUCCAAACAGCCUACCCGACCGCUCGGAGGCGUCCGUAUGGUCCUAAAGCACACCGUUGCCUCGUUUUGUAUCACAUUCCAAUGAUAAAACUGGGGGUGGGGGACAAAAAUGCAAGUUGCGCCCCUGUAUUCACAUAAUAAUAUUUUAACAGAAGAAGAUAAAAUACAGCAGAGUAGGAAAAGCUGUUUCGUGUUAAGCACUAAAUGCUGUUAUGUAAAUGCUGCGCUAACGUUGUGGUGUGGUCAGGAGCUGUCUGAUGGGGACUUGGAAGGGGACUGUCUGACGGGGGACGAGGAGGUCAACCCUCUGGAUGGUAGCAGCACCUCGGGCAGCUCCACGGCAACCAGCAACACAGAGGAGAACGACAUCGACGAGGAGACCAUGUGA
Molecule: messenger RNA, 16721 nt
Organism: Coregonus sp. 'balchen'
Lineage: Eukaryota; Metazoa; Chordata; Actinopteri; Salmoniformes; Salmonidae
Source: the annotation of a GenBank genome assembly